CGGCCAGUUUGAGGAUAUAUGCGAGGCGCUGAAUGGAAACGUGUGAAGCCAAAACUCUUCCAUGUUCUCCAAGUCUUCUUGAUGUUCCACACGUGCGAUCAGAGCAUCAUGUUGGGACCUCCAGAGCCCAGCCCAGAGGUUGAGGAGUGGCUGUCUACCCUUCACCUGUCUCAGUACAGCCCACUUUUCCAGCAGGGAGGCUAUCACACUCUAGAAAACUGCAAGGGCCUCACAGAUGAGCGACUCCUGGAGCUUGAAGUGCUGCCAACAGGCCACCGGAGGCGUAUCCUUCGAAGUUUGGAAGCACUAGGUGUGAAGCAGCUGAGUGGAGAAGAAGGUGAAGAUGAGGAAGGUUUGGACAGAGGUCAAAGGAAGCCAAUGCUGUACCCAAGGCACAUUUUCAUGGACAAGAAACGGGUGGCAUCAUACCAGCACAACCAGACAAAAGCGAUAAGGGAAUAUGGUUCAGAAGGAAGCCAGAGCUUACCUGCAGGAGCUGGACUGUCAGGAGACCAAGACAAGCUUCCAGACAGACAACGUGCUUUUCCUCCCAUCCCGGCUCCACGUAACCUCCAGUCCGUUAAGACAUCGGUGCAGACACAAAUCUGUGCACCCGCCUCAAAGCUCUCGAGUAGCAGCAGCGAAUCCCUUUCUGCAUCGGAAAUGCUCUCAGAUUUGGAGGCUUCUUCAGAGGAACACUUAAGUUCUGUUGGUGAAGUCCCCCUCCCGGCACUAGAUGAGGACAGAGAGGGUUUCCACGGCCAAAUGAUUGACAACUCGAUAUAUGAGACACAGGCAUCUGUAAAAAACCCUGUAGGUUUUCGAAUCACUCGCUCCUACGUGUUAAGGCACCGACCUGUUCCUGAAAUCCCCAUUCCAACUUCUGGGCCACUUCAGGAGAGGAGUGCACAAACAACCAGCCCUGAACACCUAACCAGCUCAGAGCGUCCCACCGGUGCGAACAGCGCUCAGAAAGCUCCACUUCAAAGAACCUUGACACCUAUCGCUCCCUACGGAGAAAUAUUCCUCUUCAACAACCCCGAACCUGCUCCGGAACAAGGUGCUAAAGAAGGGCUGCAGAGCGGGUUUAAGGCCAAGAUGAAACAGAAGAAAAAAAGAAAAAAGUCCGGAGAAAAAGASUGUCCCCCAAGCUUGACUGUGCCAGACACAGAUGAAUACUCCACGGUGGACUUGYUGCCUCAGACCGUUUUGGACCGAAGUUUGUCCUCAGCUCCUGAUGCUGUUGCUGUUGGUUCAAYGACUUCUGGUCCUAAAGAGGACUCUUUAGUCAUGGUGGACUGCGACCUUUACUCUCAGCGUUCAGAUGUUUUGAUGAGCGACCCUAAAAGAGUACAGCCUGAAAUUUCUCCUUAUGCUUGUUUCUAUGGAGCCCCCAAACACCAAGUGCUCAAAGUGGGCUGGCUGGACAAGCUGUCUCCUCAAGGAAAUUGUGUCUUUCAACGGAGGUGGGUGAGAUUUGAUGGCGACAGUCUGGCCUACUACAACAAUGAUAAGGAGAUGUACUCCAAAGGUCUGAUCCUGGCCAGUGCCUUCAGACAGGUGCGAGGACUCGGAGACAACAAGUUUGAGGUUGUCACUUCCCUCCGGACCUUUGUAUUUCGGGCUGAAAAAGAAGGGGAGCGCCAGGAGUGGAUGGAAACUCUUCAGACGGCCACGCGCCCCCCCGCCUGCAGCUCCCAGAAGCGCUCCGACAGCCUUCCCCACCUCUCUUCCACAAACAAGCGAGGCUUGCUGGAGCUCCGCGGUUACAAAGGCAGAGUGCUGGUGUCCCUGGUGGGGAGUAAAGUCAGGCUCUGCAAAACAGAACAG
Austrofundulus limnaeus is the source of this 1830-nucleotide messenger RNA. Its product is annotated as arf-GAP with Rho-GAP domain, ANK repeat and PH domain-containing protein 2. NCBI's taxonomy places the organism in Eukaryota, Metazoa, Chordata, Actinopteri, Cyprinodontiformes, Rivulidae. The record is from RefSeq and is a predicted model, not a curated record. Gene Ontology annotation, cellular component: cytoplasm. Gene Ontology annotation, molecular function: protein binding; GTPase activator activity; phosphatidylinositol-3,4,5-trisphosphate binding.